AUGGAGUUCAUGAGAGGAGUGGUCUGUAGAGAGGACGCGGCAAAAGGCCUGAUUGACGUCGUUGAUGCAUUCAAUGUUCAGACGGAGACGACCAUUGAUAAUUGGAUAGCCGAAGCUAGAAAGCGGGUACACGCCGUUCAGGGAAACCAGGAAAAUGUCGUGGACAAGACUCGAACUGAGCUUAGACCAGUGGAGCGCGCCGUUCAGAUCCUGGACAGUACGAGUGAACAAAGUCCUGGUGGCGUGAAGCGUGUUGGCUUCAUCCUUCUCCUGUCGGAUGGACGACAGAACAAGCUUCUGUUUGACGAGUCUGAUGUCAAAAACCUCCGUCGCAAGUACCCGGUGCACGCCUUCGGCUUGGGAAUGAAUCAUGACCCAGGGAUGCUGCAUCGUAUCGCCGAAACAUCCAGAGGAACCUACUCCUCCAUUGCGCCUGCGCAUGCGGAGAAUCAGAAUAAUCUCAACAACAGCAGCAAGCUGAUGGAAGCCGUGGCCUUGUGCUUAGGCGGGCUCAAGAGUGUUGUGGCCAUCAACACGCGCGUCAAAAUCAGGGUAAAGCUCGACGACCCAAACCCAAACGAGAACAAUGUGAACAAUAAAAGCAUCAACAUGAAGAUCCAACAGGGGGCCCACGACUUUAUCACCAAGACGAAGGAAGGUUUUGCUGUCGGCGUCCUCUACGCUGGUGAGGUGAAGGACUUGAUCGUCCAGAUUAAUUUUAGAACCAACCCCAUUAGUUCACGAACCCGAUCAGCUACUCUUACUGCUACCGUGGAGUAUGAGGAUAGUUCUGCUAGUUCACACAACCAGGCAGAGGCAGCAGCAGCUGCUGCUGCUAGUACUACUACUCUUACCGCCGAAUGCAACCUGCCGCUCCUAGUCACGGGAACCAGUAAUGAGGCUGCCAGGACAGCGAUGAUCAUGUUGGAGGUGCUGGAAAUGCUGGCCAGCUUUGCAGAGGAAUACUCGAUGACGAAGAAGAAGGAGGAGGUGGGAGGCCUGCUGCGGAGGAAGUGGGAAGAGGAGCGAAAGAAGACACGAAAUUAUCUGGAGGUGGCCCAGGAGAUGAGUGACCUCAUCGACGACCUGCGGAGGAUCGACGAUGACAUGGAGGCGAUGGCGAAGUGCCUGCAGAAGAGGGGUCUCCUCGGGGUUGAGCUGCAUCUACUCGUGGGUGUCGAGCUACCAGAUGCAGCGUGCCACCACGGGCCUGCCACUGCCACCGCCGGCACCAGCAACCCCCCCGUUCCUGACGCCAGACAUGGGGAAAAUGGUGGAAAAGGCAAGGAAUUAUAA
Miscanthus lutarioriparius is the source of this 1296-nucleotide messenger RNA. The record is from the annotation of a GenBank genome assembly. Lineage: Eukaryota; Viridiplantae; Streptophyta; Magnoliopsida; Poales; Poaceae.